AGCAGCUGCAGGACGUAGUAGUAGGGAUGUACAAUGCAUCGUAUAGCAAUUUCGGUUGCUCAUAUUAUUUUAAUUAGCGAUCUAUGUAGUUAUCUUUUGGUCGAUCAUUUUAAUGUAAUUUCGCACAUAGGUGGUAUAUGUAAUAAUAUCAGUACCGAAAAAUAAUCUAAAUUCUGCUAAACUAAUUUCGAAAACCUAUUAUUAUGUACUGUGUAGUUGUAAUAGUGAUAUUAUAAUCGUGUAUAUAAUUAUAUUGUUGGACAUAUUAUUUAGAGAUCGUUGUAAAAACGAUGUACUUUUCUGAUAAAGUUAAAAGAUAUUUUUUAGUGUUUAUAAUAAAUUACAGUUAAAUAAUACUUACACGUUUAUCAAUUUAAUAUAAAAUUUUAUUUAGUGAUGUUCAUUUAAUUUAUCGAAUAUAAUAUUAUACAUUUUUGCUUUAAUAAUAUAAUUCGUCAUUGGCCAUGGAGGUGAAGAAUUCCUGGUUAAUAUAUUCAUGUAUAAUUUUUGGAGUAGGCGUUUUUUGUGAUAGACAACUUGGAAAACGACAAGCUGUAACAACUCGCUUGGUAAGUUCCAAGGACGUAUUUAAAUGUUCAAAUGGAUUAUUUAUUAACUCGACGGGUGUUUGUGACGGUCGUGCGGAUUGUCCAGAUGGUUCAGACGAGACUAAAAAAUUGUGUUCUAUGCAACCGAAAUUUUGCGUUUUACCGACUGUUAAAGGAGUUAUAUAUUCUUACGAAGGUUCAAAUGAAAUUUUAUCUCACGGGUCGAAGAUUGACCAUUUUCGAACUGUAAUUGAAAACUGUGAAGUUGGAUAUCAUAUGACUAACCCCAAAAGUUUUAGGUUUUGUCAAGGAAAUGGAAAAUGGACAUCAACUGUUGAAAAUCUAUGUCUCAAAAUGUGUCCACCUCUAAUAUCCGAUAGUUUAGAUAUUAAAUGUUCUCUAUAUGGUAACUAUGCUGAUUGUUCCAAACUAUCAGUAUAUGAUACAAAAGCAAUACCAUCAUGCAAACCAACACAUAUACUGCCAAAUGGACCAGAAGAAACUCCAAUUGAAUUGCGUUGUCAGUCUAACGGGAUGUGGAAUAAUCGACUAUAUAGAUGCAUUCCUUAUUGUGGUAGAUUAUAUACAAAUAGCACGGUAUUGAUCAAUAAUGGUGUCGAAGCUAAAGUUGGAACAGCUCCUUGGAAUGCUGGAAUUUAUCAAUUAAAUAAAGUGAGUUCCAAGUAUGACAUGAUAUGCGGAGGAUCAUUGAUUUCUUCAAAUUUAGUUGUUUCUGCGGCUCAUUGUUUUUGGAAAAAAGAUAUGCCAUCUAAUAUAAUAUCAAUUAAUGAUGGUCUAUAUAAAAUUGCUGUUGGAAAAUAUGAUAGAGAUUACUCAGUAAUUGACAAUGAAUUUACCCAAAUAAUGGAUGUGGAAACAAUUUAUAUAAAAGAAAGAUAUUAUGGAGUUAAUGGAUUUUAUGCUGAUGAUAUAGCUGUUAUCGUGUUGAAAAACAAAGUUUCUAUUAGCGUUGGUGUUGCACCAGCUUGUGUUGAUUGGGUUUCUAAAUUUAGUGUACCAAAUGGAGCUCAAGGAAAGAUUGUUGGUUGGGGACAAACAGUAAAAGGCAUACAAAGUCCCAUCUUAUUAGAAGCGACUUUACCGUACAUCAACCAUGGUUCUUGUCGAAAGAUGUAUACAAAUGGAUUUCAAAUGUAUGUGACUAUUGAUAAGUUCUGUGCUGGGUCUGCAUUAGGACAAGGGGUUCAUCAAGGUGACAGUGGUGCAGGCUUAAUGUUUUUACAUUUUGAAUUUUAUUACUUAACUGGAGUAGUGAGUGUCAAGGAUCCAAAUACAAAUAAUUCAAUAGCAGUUUUUACAGAUGUUAAGCGCCACAUUCAAUGGAUUCGUGAAUUGUAUAACAAAUAUACUUCUUAGUGAUAAUAUAUCCAAGCCUAAUAGUAUGGUAAUUAAAUAAAAAUAAUAUAUUCUACGUGUAAUUGUAAUCAAUAUUUAUAUGAAUAUUUUUUUACUUUCAAAUAAUAAUUAUUAUUAACAGUUCAUUCUCAACAUUUGUUCAUUUAAAUUAAAUUUAAUUCGUCAUUAUUAUAGGUGAUACAUAAGCAUUAUAUACAUAUAAUAUUAUGUUUAAAUAGUCUUUUGCAUUAACAAAUUUUUCGUUUAUAAUUAAUUGUUUUAUAUUUAUUAUUAUUGUACUUGGUUAUUAAAAUAACAACAUUUUUUUUUA
Rhopalosiphum padi (bird cherry-oat aphid) is the source of this 2235-nucleotide messenger RNA. Its product is annotated as clotting factor C-like. Gene Ontology annotation, biological process: proteolysis. NCBI's taxonomy places the organism in Eukaryota, Metazoa, Arthropoda, Insecta, Hemiptera, Aphididae. Gene Ontology annotation, molecular function: protein binding; serine-type endopeptidase activity. The record is from RefSeq and is a predicted model, not a curated record. The transcript is spliced from 10 exons. Bases 465 to 1925 code for a protein of 486 amino acids.